Syngnathus typhle (broad-nosed pipefish) is the source of this 964-nucleotide messenger RNA. RefSeq names its product latexin (gene lxn). Bases 58 to 897 code for a protein of 279 amino acids. NCBI's taxonomy places the organism in Eukaryota, Metazoa, Chordata, Actinopteri, Syngnathiformes, Syngnathidae. Gene Ontology annotation, molecular function: metalloendopeptidase inhibitor activity. The transcript has 7 exons. The record is from RefSeq and is a predicted model, not a curated record.
GACAGGAGGCGCCGUUUGCCGACAUUCUUCGUUCUCGUCCAGCAUCUGCAGCACGACAUGAUUCUGUGGGUCCUCUUGGUUGCGGUCGGACUCAGCGGGGGCAUAGGUGGAAGCCCCGCUGUGACCGUCCCCAUUGAUGUCGCAUCAGAGAAUUCAAAGAAGCCAAUUGUGGUGGUUGAUGUCGAGGAGGGGAUCGAGGUGGUGAUGGAGACCGGAGAGCUAAACCCCAAUCACUACCCUGCUCAGAGGGCAGCUAAGGUGGUCCAGCAUUAUCUGAAUACCCAACACGGCUCACCAUACAAAGUCUUUGGACUAGGGAAGGUCUUCAAGGCCUAUGCGGAGGAUGUGCCUGGCUCUGGGAGAAAGUACCAGCUGGAGCUCUCCGUGGAGGAAAUAAUUCAUAAACAAAUCAAAAUCAAAACCUCGGCAGAGGUUAUCUUCCCUCGAGAGCAGAGCCAGCCUCCGCCGCAAGUGGGCGUUUCAUCAAACGAGGACUUCUUGAAAAUCAACACCAGCGUUCAAGAGGAGGCCUUUUACCAGCAACACAAAACCAAUCAAAGCCUAUUUGCGCAAAACCUGCCUGACAGUUACGGUCACAUUGAGCCGGAGCACGUGCCUAUCUGGCACCUCGGCAUGGUCGUGUCCAGCUUCGUCAUGCUCAACCAAUCCACUGAAGACACUUUGUACAACAUGGCUCAAGUAGCCAACGUCACGCAGACGGCACGUGACGAAGACCUGCUGGAGUUCGAAUAUGACGUACUGUUGCAUGAAAUGGUGUCACAGGAUAUCAUUGCGUGGAAGGUGCUGGCCACCUGGUCUCCACCAGAGGGAGUUAAAAUACUGAAGAUGGAGAAGAGAGACUACGUGGUAAACAACCUCAAAACGACACUGUUGUAAACGGAACAUGAGGCUGCUAAGGCGCAUGAACAAAACAGUAUAUUAAGAAAAAAAGCAUUUCCACAGA